Molecule: messenger RNA, 746 nt
Organism: Ictalurus punctatus (channel catfish)
Lineage: Eukaryota; Metazoa; Chordata; Actinopteri; Siluriformes; Ictaluridae
Gene: prorsd1
Product: prolyl-tRNA synthetase domain containing 1
Exons: 2
Coding region: 112-624 (170 amino acids)
Molecular function (GO): aminoacyl-tRNA deacylase activity
Source: RefSeq, a predicted model, not a curated record
CGCAUGCGCAUUCACGCGCCCGACUACCGGAAGUAGUAAUGUGGCUGGUUGUGUACAAAUAGAAACUAUUGUAGAGUCUAUUGUUUUAUUCAGUGCAAAUCUGAAGCCGCAAUGGGAUCUGCCGAACUACGGACGGAAUUAGAAAAUCUCCUGAAAAGUCUGAAUAUUGACUUUGUUUCUGUGGAACAUCCGGAGGUUUUCACUGUGGAGGAAAUGAUGCCUCACGUGCAGCACCUGAACGGAGCCGUGACCAAAAACCUCUUCCUAAAGGACAAGAAGAAGAAAAGCCUGUGGCUCGUCUCGGUGCGUCACGACCGGCAGGUCAACCUGAACGACCUGGCUAAGAAGCUGGGCGUGGGCAGCGGGAACCUGCGCUUUGCGGACGAGGCGGCCAUGUUGGAGAAGCUCAGGGUGGGUCAGGGCUGCGCCACGGCUCUCGCGCUCUUCUGCGACAAGGACCGGAGCGUGAGGUUCGUCCUGGACAGCGAUUUAGCCGACGGGGGCCACGAGAGAGUCUACUUCCACCCCAUGACCAACGCUGCGACUUUAGGACUGAAACCGGACGAUCUGAUGAGGUUCCUGAAGGAGACGGGACACGAGCCCAUCCUGCACAGCUUUGACUAGAUCCGUUGUAGGUCAAUGACAGGGAAUGUGUUCGGGAUGUUUUUAUCGUACAAAUAACAGUACAUUAAUGUUUGCGAUUCAUCAGUGAGACAUCAAUAAAAAACACAAACAUGUCACCUUUA